Molecule: messenger RNA, 997 nt
Organism: Oryzias latipes (Japanese medaka)
Lineage: Eukaryota; Metazoa; Chordata; Actinopteri; Beloniformes; Adrianichthyidae
Source: RefSeq, a predicted model, not a curated record
CAUUUUAAGGUCAGAAGCGCGUGCUUCACUUUCACUGCAGACAGAAGAGGGAGCGGGUUGAUCGAAGUUGCCUGGGUUUGGGCUGACCCUGAGACAAAGACAUGUUUGGGGGCCAUGCACGCCAAGAGUCAACACCCACAACCAUGGCCUGGGCACAUAGUGGUGCAGAGCCCUCCAGUCACCAGGCUGGAGCUGUCAAUGGGACAGCAACUGUGAUGGAAAUACGAAGAUGACAGCGAUGAAGAGGAAGCUGCAAAGAGAAGACAGAGAGCGGCUUCUCCCAGCUACAUCCAGGAGCAGCGGGAGCUGAAGGCCAGGUGAGCUGAAAGCUUCUACAGGCGUCCAGCGCUCCUGCUCACUCUUUAUUGACAGAAGUCGACGCUGCUGACAAGGAGGAUGAAGACGCAGGAGGAGAAGGAUGAAGAGGAGGCGGACUUUGUGGAUUGGCUUAAAGGCCAGGCGGAGCUGGAGGGGGGAGAGGAGGUGAAGGACAUGAAGUACUUAAGAGACUACUGGAACAACCCGCAGCUGGAGGAGAAGGAGCGCUUCCUCAGAGACUAUGUGCUUAACAAGGGCUACCUGAACGAAGAGGAUGAUGAUGAAGAGCGGAUCCCGACCUACGAUGAGGUGGUUCAGGAGGACGUGGAUGACUCUGAGGAGGAGGGCGAGUCUUUUCUGGAACGCCAGGAAGACUUUGAGAGAAGCUACAACUUCCGCUUCGAAGAGCCCAACUCGGAACGCGUGAAGACCUAUCCUCGGAACAUCGCCACGGCCGUGCACUCCAAGGACGACUCCAGGAAGCGCAAGAGAGAGGAAGUGAAAGAGAGGAAGCAAAAGGUUCGGAAGCGAGUCGAUGGGAGUCUUUUCCAGAGUUGAAACCAAACCUCCUGGCUGAUGGUGAUGGUUGCAGGAGAAGGAGCAGAAGCGCGAGCAGCUGAAGCAGCUGAAGAGGAACGAGAUCAUGGAGAAGCUGAAGCAGCUGCAGGAGCUGACGGGA